Messenger RNA from Sphenostylis stenocarpa, 417 nucleotides. The record is from the annotation of a GenBank genome assembly. NCBI's taxonomy places the organism in Eukaryota, Viridiplantae, Streptophyta, Magnoliopsida, Fabales, Fabaceae.
AUGCAGCUUUCACCACUGCACCAGGCUCGCUUAGAGCACAUCCGGGGGUAUACAUGGCACCCCAUGCUAAGGUUGGAUUUCGGCAUCCUCGCCAAAUUCAGGUGGGAGGAUGAUGUCUGCGCCGACAUCGACAGCAUAGGGUGGCGCUUCCUCCUCCAGUCUCCACCUACCCACGUCUACCCUCAGGCGGUGUUGGAUUUCCUCGCCUCCAUCUCCUACACUGAGACCCCCUCCAUGGUACUGGGUCUGUCACCGACAAAAAUGGUGACGUACUUCAUGGGUGGGAUGUACCGGACCACCACCCUGGACGAGUUCAAUGUGACCAUUGGAUUCGUCCAGCCCGAGGACGUGCUGACACGGGACUACCAGGACGCUAUCUGCGCACGCCCCACCAACCUCACCACCGACGAGAUGUAG